This is a messenger RNA of Closterium sp. Naga37s-1, 2013 nucleotides long. The record is from the annotation of a GenBank genome assembly. Lineage: Eukaryota; Viridiplantae; Streptophyta; Zygnematophyceae; Desmidiales; Closteriaceae.
AUGUCCCUCAGUCGUCCCUGUUUCCUCUCGCGCGGCUCGUUCGCACUGCGCGGAGCACGUGCGAAGGUAUCAUCUCGCGGAAUCGCAACGCAAGUAGUUCCAUUACUCGCACGGCCUGACAAUCACCCCCUCUCUUCCGCUACGUCUUCCGCGGCCAGGGAUCGCUCCGCCGUGUCUCCGCGCGCCAGCCUGCCCCGCAUGGCCGGAUCAACCGAGCGGCGCGGAUCCGCCGCCGUAACCGCAGCUGCAGCCGCUGCGACGGCGGCGACGUCGCCGGUGCCGUCGCUGGAGGAGCUGCGUGCGACGGUGGAGGAGCGCGCGGGCGCGCCGCUGGGGCAGCGGGAGCGGCUGUCUAAGGCGGCGCAGCGGCUGUUCGGCUCGGCGGAGAGCGACGUGCGCGUGACGCUGUACCGCGAUAACUCCGCGUGGUGCCCGUACUGCGAGCGCGUGUGGCUGCAGCUGGAGGAGAAGCAGAUUCCCUACGUAUUCUCUCCCACCUCCUCUCACUCUUUAUCCCCAUUCUCCCUCCUCCUUUCCCUGCCCGUCCCUUUUCACCCUUCUCCUCGUCCCCUUACUCGCACCAGUCCUCCCCUCUUCCCCGUCACCCCCUCCCCCCCACCUUCCUCCCUCUGCCCCCAGUUGGACGGCAAGGUGAUAACGGAAUCCCUAGACAUCAUGUUCGCUAUAGAGCGCGCUUUCCCCUCGCACGUGCCCCUGCUGCCGCCAUCCUCGGACCGCGCGGCAUGGCAGCGGGUGGAGCGGCUGCUGCGCCUGGAGAGGCAGCUGGCGGGCGCGUGGCUGCAGUGGUCGCGCAUGGGGGACGGCGGGGGCGGACUCAUGGGGGGGAUGUUCAGGCGCGGAGGCGGAGGGGGGAUGGGCGCGGGGCAGCGCAUGUUUGAGGAGGCGCUGAAUGCCGUGGACGCGGCUCUGCUGGAGGGCGGUGGGCCGCUCUUCAUGGGCGAGCAGGUGAUGGGGGGGGAAUGGGGAAAGGGCGGAGGGGAUGGGCGGAGGGGAUGGGCGGAGGGGGUGGGCGGAGGGGAUGGGCGGAGGGGGUGGGCGGAGGGGGUGGGCGGAGGGGGUGGGCGGAGGGGGUGGGCGGAGGGGGUGGGCGGAGGGGGUGGGCGGAGGGGGUGGGCGGAGGGGGGAUGGGCGGGGGAUGGGGAGAGGGGGUGGGUGGUGGGAUGGGAUUCAAUGGGCAUUCCACCACACCUCGCUCCCCGUCCCUCUUCCCUCCCCCGUACGCAGUUCUCCAUGGUCGAUGCAGUGUACGCGCCAUUCCUGGAGCGCACAGCAGCCAGCAUCCCCUUCUGGAAGGGCCUCACCGUGCGCGGCAACCCGCGCUGGCCUGCACUCAACGCCUGGUUCACCGCUAUGGACGCCCGCCCGCCCUACCUCGCCAUGAAGUCCGAUGACUUCACCAUCACCCACACGCUCGAGCCGCAGAUCGGUCCCGUUGCUCUCGCCGACGCAGGGGCUGCGCACCGGGAUUAUAUAGAGGGGCGGGACGGGACUGGUUCGUGGGAUCUGCCGUUACAGCCGGAGGUGACCGCGUGGGGGGAGGACGAUGGGACAGGGGGGCCGGGGCGGCAGGCGCAGCAGGAGGCAGUGGAGUCGAUUAUUCUCAACCAUGAGUUGUUGGUGUCCUUCUGCCUUCGGGCCUUGCGGCAGCAGUCCUUUCCACGUCAGCGGGCCACGCUGAUUGGAGGACGGCCCCGGCUGCAGCCGCCGUCGGACGCUGAGCUGGAGGCAGCGAGGGAACGGCUGGCGCCAGCUGUCAGCGAGGCGCUGCGCCACGUGGCGCACGCUCUGCUGGAGGGCACGGAGGCGGUGGGGGCAGCAGUGCAGGCAGGGGUGCUUGGGGCGUUGAGUGGAGAGGAGCAGGAGGAGGUUGCGGUGUGUGUGGCGUAUCUGAGGGACAGGGUGGGAGUGCCCAGGGACCUCACUUACCCUGCUGCAAGGCAGCUGAGGGCGCACCUGCAGUGGGUGGUACGGCUGCUGGGCUCCAAGGUGUAG